Messenger RNA from Galendromus occidentalis (western predatory mite), 2433 nucleotides. RefSeq names its product Centaurin gamma 1A (gene CenG1A). The transcript is spliced from 9 exons. NCBI's taxonomy places the organism in Eukaryota, Metazoa, Arthropoda, Arachnida, Mesostigmata, Phytoseiidae. Bases 1 to 2187 code for a protein of 728 amino acids. The record is from RefSeq and is a predicted model, not a curated record. Gene Ontology annotation, biological process: activation of GTPase activity. Gene Ontology annotation, molecular function: GTPase activity; GTPase activator activity; GTP binding.
AUGUCGAGCCAACGUUCGUCGCCGUUCCUGUCGUCUUCCCUUUCGAUCCGGCAAGAGAUCGAUAGAUUCGAAUCGGUUCAUCCGUCGAUAUACGCCAUCUACGACCUUAUCGAAGCUCUGAACGACCAGUUCAUCUCGCAGCAAGUCCGCGAACACGUCGUCUGUAUCGAAGAUGCUUUCGUCAACAGUCCAGAGUGGACUCUUAGCAGGAAUGUUCCAGACAUCCGACUGGGUGUUCUCGGAAGUCUCAGCAGCGGGAAAUCUUCUCUCGUUCACAGGUACUUGACGGGUUCUUACAUCCAGGAGGAAUCUCCCGAAGGCGGUCGCUUCAAAAAGGAGAUCUCCGUGGACGGUUCGAGCUAUUUGAUGAUGAUUCGAGACGAGGCUGGCGCUCCCGAAUGGCAGUUCGCACAAUGGGUGGACGCCGUACUGCUGGUUUUCUCUUUGGAGAACGAAGUUUCCUUCCAAGAAAUUCUUUCGUUCUACAAAAAAAUGAGAAACUUCCGCAUGGACGUCCCCGUCAUACUGAUCGGAACGCAAGACGCUAUUAGUGAGAAUAAUCCGCGGAAAAUAACGGAUCAGCGAGCGCGCAAGCUGGCUCAGGAACUCGGCAACUGCGCCUACUACGAAACGUGCGCAACUUAUGGACUCAACGUGGAAAAGGUGUUUUCUGAAGUUUGCCAUCGUCUGGUGGCCGAGAGCAGCUAUCGGAACUCAACGUUGACGUCAUCGUCUUCAACCGCAGCCCUGCCGACGGAUCAACCCACAAGCUUUUUUAGUGCCACAACCGCGGAGCGUUCGACUCUGUCGAGCGAUCGGAAACUCUCCGACCCGCAGCCCCUUCGCAACGGCUCGGACACUACGAUCAAAACCGAAGCUUCUAUAAUCCCGCUGUCGCUGAGUCCGGGCCCGAAAACCGAUUCCAAGCUGAGUCUUGUCACAGAUAAGACUCCGGUGGGGACCCCGAACGCUGCGCGGAAGAAUAAACGUCGGUCGAAUCUUUUUAGCAAGGACAAGGAAAAGGACAAGGUGACCAAAGCCAAUGGUCAGGAGUACGGGGUUGGACGAUCGAUACCGGUGAAACAAGGCUACCUACUCAAACGUUCUCUCAAAGGCCUAGCGAAGGAGUCGAAGAAGAAGAAAUAUGUCACCUUGACGAAAGACGGGCGACUCACAUAUCACGCCACAAUUCAUGAUUACAUGAACAAUCACAACGGCAAAGAAAUCGAACUCAUGCAGACCACAGUGAAAAUCCCCGGACAGAAUCCUCGGGGAUGUCAAAACCGGGUGAUUCCCAACACAAACCCGAUGCUCUCGACGAAAGAGACACCUCUGAACAAGAAACGGAGCCACCACAAACGGAUGAAGUCUGGAGGGAGCUCGAAGAUGCUCGACGACACCUCGUUGACGUCGGAGGAACUCGAUUUCAUGUUGAUCUCAGUAAGCUGUAAAACCUGGCGCUUCGAAGCUGCCACCACUCAGGAACGCGACGAAUGGGUCACAGCCAUAGAAGAAUUGAUUCUGAACUCUCUGCAAGCAUGCGAGUCGGCCAAGGGCGGUGCCGACGACGAUGUGCAGGGACAAGCGAUUAACGCUCUCAAGUACCAAGUCGCUGGGAACAAGCACUGCGUCGAUUGCGAUGCCCCGAAUCCGGAUUGGGCAUCCGUUAAUCACGGUGCGCUCAUGUGUAUAACGUGUUCGGGUAUUCAUAGAAACCUGGGCUCGCAUAUCUCACGGGUCCGCUCGCUGAAUCUCGACGACUGGAGCGCUGAGCAGCUCAGCGUUAUGGCUGCCAUCGGGAACACUAUGGCAAAUACCAUCUGGGAGUCGAACACGAAAGAGGAAGGCAAACCCACUCCUAAUUCGAGCAGGGAGGAAAAGGAACGAUGGAUACGUGCCAAGUACCUGGACAAAGAAUUCUUGAAAAACCUACCUCGAAGUGUACCUCAAAGAACGCCACUCACUUAUCUGGUUGACGGUAUCGAAAGUGGAGAUGUUGCCAGGGUGUUACUGGCCUUGGCUCAUGGAGCAAACGUUGACGUCUCCGUCGUAGAAGGACGAACCCCUGUGCACCUGGCUGUCGCUCGAGGGAACACAGCUAUAGUCCAGCUGAUGCUCAUGGCGAGUGGCCGUGAGAGUUCGUGCAAGGAUGGAGUAUUGAAAGAAGUUCAGGAACGCAAGGUCUAACAACCGGGAAGAUCUUCAUUAGGAUUUAGCCUACGCGCAAAAAACUCAUUCGAUUGAUGCCUGUAAAUAAAGUUGUAUGUAUUGAACAAUGCUGGAGAGCGGAAACGGAAGAUCUGUACCAUACGAGCCAUGAGCUUUUUAGGCUAGCGAUAUAAUGCAAAGCAAUAGACGUCCAGGCGUCGAGUGUGCGGGAUGAUAGUACCCGCAGGUUCAGGACCACAUAUUUUUCCAAUAAAUUAAUUCGUA